AUGACUCCAAGAAAAAGACCAGUGGGAUAUGUUAAAUGUUUCAAAUGUCUUGAAAAUGUUCACAUAGGAGACUGUACACUCGUUGAAACAUAUGACGAUCGAAUCAGUGAUUCUGACUUGCUGUUCAUUCUGGAAGAAGUUUUCGAUGGAGCAUAUACUUGGAAAAAGAACACAUUUAUUUGUAACAAACAUAUUGGUCAAAUCGAAAAACAACUUCUACGAAAAUCUGGAGUUGAAGAUGAACUCAUAUCUAUUAUGAUGGAACACGAUUAUUAUGAGCGAGAUUAUUAUACUUUAGUGAGAAACAUUAUUGAAAGAAAGAAAAAAGAAAAUGAAGAAAGGAUGUAUAAUGAUGUAACAGUUGAGAAAAUCAUAAAAGUGGAGGUUGAUUUGGAUAAUGAACCUAGUUGUUCUUCUGCAAGAAUAUCCUCGAAGAAAACCCAUAUUGAAAUUAAAAAAGAAACAGAUGAUAAUGAAAAUACAACGUGUAAAGAAGUAACAUUUCUUCCGAAUAAAGUGAAAGUUGAGGAAAUCGUGGUAGAAGAAGAAGAAAAUGAAAAUAAACCGAGUUGUUCCUAUGAAGACGUAUUACAAGAUGUGAAAGAGGAAAUUGAUGAUAUUCCAGAAGAAGUAGAAUUUGAGGAUGAAAUAGAUGAGGAAGAAAAUGAACCUUCUACUGCUGAUUCAAAAAAUGUUAUAUGUUCGAUGACUAGUUUAAUAACAUUGGUUUGUUAUUGUCACGAAUGUAAAGAAUUUGGAAUUUAUCAGUUGAAAAAUGAGGGAAUGAAUACACAUGUAAGUAAAUAUUUUAUUUACUCAUUUGAAAAUAUGUUUAUUUCAGAUUUCCGUUGAAUGUCGAGUAUGUUGGAAAACUUGGACUUGGAGUGCAAAUCCAGUCGAACCAGAAAUUGUCGAUGAACUUGGAGAAUAUCAUAAAACAACACUUCAGAAAAUACUCGAUGUUCUCAAAAUUCCAGAUCCUGGAUUCUGUUUGACACAAAACAGUAUUAUGCCAAAAUAUAUGUUAUGUUCUCAAAAAAGUCUGGUAAAUAUGGCCAGAAUUUGUUGUACAUGUAGAAGAAGAUCGAUUUUCACGAUAAAGGAAGUUGGAAUGGCUUUAGUGGUGAUUUUACAAAAUGUAUUUGCUGAAAAGUCGUUUUUUUUCAUUUCAGAUGCAAAUAAAUUGUGCAAUUUGUCCGAAAAUAUGGGAGUGGAAAACAUCAAAAUCAAAUGAUAUUUCAAUAAGAUAUCGAUCUUGUUUCGAUGUCAAUUCGGAUUUUUAUAUGGUUUCGAAAAAACUGUUUUUGACAAAACAAGAAGUUCAGAAUAUUUUUGAACGUUUCAAACUUCGAAUGUUUCCGUGGAAAGCGACACCGCGUAAAAGUAACAGAACCAAUGCUGACGGGUAA
Messenger RNA from Caenorhabditis angaria, 1409 nucleotides. NCBI's taxonomy places the organism in Eukaryota, Metazoa, Nematoda, Chromadorea, Rhabditida, Rhabditidae. The record is from the annotation of a GenBank genome assembly.